AACUUUUUAAAGUUUUGUUCAAUGCCAUUUACCCCCUCAAACUUAAACGCACAGCUUCUCUUCAUUCUCAUUGGCGAGCAACAGAUGCUCCGUCCUGCGAUUGGGUAAAAGUUUCACUUCAGUCUUGAAGACACACACACACACGCACACACCCCUCCUCUUGGCGUACCGCUAUUAUUCCACUCCACUUAUUCCCAGCCCAGGAAAAGUCCGUUAGUCAAAGCGCAGAAGAGACGCAACGAAGAGAUGCUGUCCACCUGAUCAAAGCGCUUCAGUUGUUUGAUCGAUUUGAGAGAGCAAACAACAACAUUCGGAGACGCAAAGUUUUUGGAAAGAAAAAAACUUUGGUUAGAAGAAAGAAAAACCCAAAAGACUCUGGAGAGAAACGCAGCCUUUCCAAACAUUCCGCAACAGGUGCACAGAUCUAUCUGAGGGAUAAAAGCGAUGGCCUCCGCGGCUCUGGAGAUCCUGGGUCUGAUCCUGUGCGUCUUCGGCACGCUCUUGGAGAUGACCGCCUGCGGGCUGCCCACCUGGAAGGUGACCGCGUUCAUCGAGGCCAACAUCGUGGUGGCGCAGACCAUCUGGGACGGCCUGUGGAUGUCGUGCGCCGUGCAGAGCACCGGCCAGAUGCAGUGCAAGAUGCACGACUCCAUGCUCGCCCUCAGCCACGACCUCCAAGCCGCACGGGCGCUCACGGUCAUCUCAUCCGUCAUGUGCGUCGUCGGGCUGAUGGUGGUGAUCGCCGGCGCGCAGUGCACCAACUGCAUCAAGACGGAGAGCGUCAAGGCGCGCGUAGUGAACGUCGGAGGGGUCAUCUACAUCAUCAGCGCCAUCUUCAUGCUCGUACCCCUGUGCUGGAUGGCCAACAACAUCAUCUCCGACUUCUACAACCCGCAGGUGCCGCCGGCCAAGAAGCGGGAGAUCGGCGCGGCGCUCUACAUCGGCUGGGCGGCCACCGCGCUGCUGCUGCUCGGGGGAAGCAUGCUCUGCUGCUCGUGCCCGUCCUCUGGAAGCUCCGGCUACUCGGUCAAAUACGCGCCCACCAAACGAGCAACAUCCAACGGGGACUAUGACAAGAGGAAUUACGUUUAGACGCUGUUUGGACUCAUUUACGCAUGCUGUUUCGAAGUUUUUAUGUGUUGCACCUGCAGAUGUUUCGGUUUUUACUUUUUAAGCAUCUUGGACUACUGUUUGGAUCAUUUUUUUUAUUUAACAUGAACCUUUUGAGGAUAUGCAUUUCUGAAAGGUGGACGUUUUAUAAUAACUUUCAACAAUAUUAACAAACAUUACGCAAUGCUUAACAGAUCAUCUCAAUGCUUUCAAACAGUCCUGAAUUUUAAUGUGCAUUAACUACUGAUCUGUUAAACAUUAUAGCAUUUUUAUAUAGCCUACAAUGCCUUGUUCCUUUAUUUUUUAAAGCAUUUCGGACUGAUUGGCUCAUAAAAAGGCGCUCAUCACUGUAAAACACAUUACACUUUUAAAUCAAUGUUACUUGUUUUUUCUUUGUAAUUGUAAUAUUCACUAUCAAUAUCUGAUUGAAAAAGAUUUCACUCCACUUUUUUCUUACUUAAUGUUCAUAUAACAUGCUUGAAGUAUGAUCUGUUAAGCAUAUUUGAUGUUUGUUUUCAUAUAAUGAAAGUUAUAAGGUGUUUCGCCUUUGCUAAAAUUGACAUUCAUGGGUGAAAGAAGCUAUAUUCUGACAAUAUAUCUCUUUUAGGUACCUGGAGAAGUUUGUGAGCUUUUACAAGUUUGUCAAAGACUAAAACCAUUAAGUUAGUAGCUGUAGCUUUUGUGAUGUUUACCGACGUUUUAGUGUGUACAUCUAGAGGAAUCUGCUUCGGCACAUUUGCAGAGACUCUUAAACGCUUUUGGAUUGUCAGCCAGGAGAAACAGCUGGAAAACCCAAGCGAUUCCUGACUGAUUGGUUGUUUGUAACUCACCCGUCCACACUGAUGCUCAUCAGAGCUGAACAAGGCCACAUGAGAAAUACAGUCCAGCAGGAUCUAUGUCCUCUAUGGAAGAUAAGUCUGUUUUUGGGAACACCCUGCCGGUUAGUGCCUUCAUGGAUGUGCAUCUUCAUGUUUCUUGAACUCAAGACCUCUACGUUCAGUUUAUUCAGCUCGUCUAAAAUGUGUAUUUUUGGUAACUUUUUUUAUUUGUCUUUGAAUUCUUGAAUGAAUGUUGUUUGAAAUAAACAUUUACAUUUUUGACACAA
This is a messenger RNA of Labeo rohita (rohu), 2215 nucleotides long. RefSeq names its product claudin 5a (gene cldn5a). Bases 445 to 1092 code for a protein of 215 amino acids. The record is from RefSeq and is a predicted model, not a curated record. The transcript has a single exon. Gene Ontology annotation, cellular component: bicellular tight junction; plasma membrane. Lineage: Eukaryota; Metazoa; Chordata; Actinopteri; Cypriniformes; Cyprinidae. Gene Ontology annotation, biological process: bicellular tight junction assembly; cell adhesion. Gene Ontology annotation, molecular function: structural molecule activity.